Molecule: messenger RNA, 237 nt
Organism: Protopolystoma xenopodis
Lineage: Eukaryota; Metazoa; Platyhelminthes; Monogenea; Polystomatidea; Polystomatidae
Source: the annotation of a GenBank genome assembly
AUGCGGCCUGAGACGAGUGAAUGCCAUCGGCCGCGAUACCGCCAAUUCAAUGCUUCACUUCAAGCCCAGGCAGAAACUCGCCUCUCUUUGCAACUCUUCAAGGCCCCCUUUGUUGCCCUGACAUACAGAGCCCUCUCACCUGACUCAAACCGUCGGCUCAUCUGGCCCAUCUGUACCCUUGGUUCUUCAUUUAGCCCUCGGUCACCUGACUUUUCGCCCCACCCACCCUCCCCCUAA